Cyprinodon variegatus (sheepshead minnow) is the source of this 4458-nucleotide messenger RNA. RefSeq names its product VPS10 domain-containing receptor SorCS1-like. The record is from RefSeq and is a predicted model, not a curated record. Gene Ontology annotation, cellular component: Golgi apparatus; membrane. Gene Ontology annotation, biological process: post-Golgi vesicle-mediated transport. Bases 143 to 3691 code for a protein of 1182 amino acids. NCBI's taxonomy places the organism in Eukaryota, Metazoa, Chordata, Actinopteri, Cyprinodontiformes, Cyprinodontidae. The transcript has 28 exons. Gene Ontology annotation, molecular function: protein binding.
CUCAGCCUCACUUUUUACUCCACCGCAUUUGGCCAACGCCACAACUUGCAGCAGUUCUCCUCCGCAUCUGAGCGAAGAACCACGUCCCAGUGAGGCAGAGCGACGACUUCCAGCAUCAGCCGCAUCCUUUCUGCCCCCAGCGAUGGAGAGGGAGGUCAGCUUCUGCCCAAAGUGGCACGGUGCGCUCUGCUCCGGGCUUUUCUUCAUCCUGUCCUGCUUGGCUCUCGUCGCCGAGGCGGACAUAACCUGCAGGUCAUGUCAGGAUGGGUAUAAGUGGCGUCCACAGGAAUUACUGCUGAGGGUGGAAACAAGUGGCCCCGCUGCGGGGUUUCAGGGGGAAGUUUGGGGGAGCGGCGGCCGGACCGGGAGGGUCCUCUGCGAGCCUGGGUCUGCCGGAUGCGCGGAGCUGAGCCGGAUUACAGACAGCUGGAGCGGACAGCCUGGGCAGGGGAAAGUUGGUUUGACUUCCCAGCGCUUCAAGAGGGACAGUGGCGGUGCUAGAACCCCGGCUGAGGGAGCGGGCGCGGCGGAGGAGCGCAGAGUGCCGCGCUGGAGCAGAGAGGAGCGCAGAGCUGCAGGUGCGCGGCAGGAGGACUUAAAGCUCAACAGCUCCACGUUCGCCCUGACAGGCGACUCGGCCCACAACCAGGCCAUGGUGCACUGGUCCGGACACAACAGCAGCGUCAUUCUGAUGUUAACCAAACUCUUUGACUUCAACCUCAACAGUGUGACUGAGAGUUCAUUAUGGAGGUCAACUGACUACGGUGCAACAUACCAGAAGCUGAAUGACAAAGUGGGGGCAAAGACGAUCCUCAGCUAUCUGUAUGUGAGCCCCAACAACAAGAGGAAGAUUAUGCUGCUGACGGAUCCGGAGGUGGAGAGCAGCCUUCUGAUCAGCUCUGAUGAAGGAGCCACAUACCAGAAGUACCGGCUGAACUUCUACAUCCUGAGCCUGCUCUUCCACCCUGAACAGGAGGACUGGAUCCUUGCAUACAGCCACGACCAGAAGCUUUACAGCUCUGUAGAGUUUGGAAGAAGGUGGCAGCUGGUACACGAGAAAGUGGCUCCUAAUCGUUUCUAUUGGUCCAAGAUGGGUUUGGACAAAGAACCAGGCUUAAUUCACCUGGAAACCAGCAUCUCUGAAGGACAGGCGCUUUAUGUCACCUGCAAGCUGCAGAACUGCACCGACGCCAACAAGGGCAAACCGUUCCCCGGAUACAUUGACCCCAAUUCCCUGGUGGUGCAGGAUGAGUAUGUGUUUGUCCAGGUGUCCACUGCAGGGAGGCCGGUCUACUAUGUUUCUGCAAAACGAGACGUCUUUACCCCGAUGAAGCUGCCAAAGUACACCCUGCCCAAGGAGCUGCAUGUGAUCAGCACAGAUGAAAACCGAGUGGUGGCUGCCGUUCAGGAGUGGAACCAGAAUGAAACCUACAACCUGUAUGUGUCUGACACUUCUGGAGUCUACUACACUCUGGCUCUGGAGAACGUGGUCAGCAGCAUGGGCCUGGAGGGAAACGUCAUGGUGGACCUCUAUGAGGUCGCUGGAAUAAAAGGGAUGUUUCUUGCCAACAAGAAGACGGAUAACCAAGUGAAGACGUACAUCACCUACAACCGCGGCAGAGACUGGAGGUUGCUGCAGGCUCCGAGCAGAGACCUUAGAGGAAACAGUAUCCACUGUGUGCUGCCGUACUGCUCAUUACAUCUCUAUCUUCACGUGUCUGCCAACCCCUACACAUCUGGAAACAUCGCCAGCAGGGAGUCUGCGCCUGGGAUCAUCGUCGCCUCAGGCUCCAUCGGUUCAGAGUUGACCACCAGCAAUGUCAGCGUGUUCAUCACCUCUGAUGCAGGAAACACGUGGAGACAGAUCUUUGAUGAGGAGUAUGCUGUGCUUUAUCUCGACCAAGGUGGAGCCUUGGUGGCAAUAAGACACACUCCACUUCCCAUCCGACACCUGUGGUUGAGUUUUGACGAAGGACGGCAGUGGAACAAGUACAGCUUCACCAACACGCCUCUGUUUGUGGACGGAGUGCUGGGCGAACCAGGGGAGGAGACCCUCAUCAUGACGAUCUUUGGGCACUUCAGUCAUCGCUCUGAGUGGCAGCUGGUAAAAAUAGAUUUCAGGUCCAUCUUCAACAGGAGGUGCACCGAGGCGGACUACCAGACGUGGCACCUACACAACCAGGGUGAGCCGUGCCUCAUGGGGGUGAAAAGAAUCUAUAGGAAGCUGAAGCCCACCUCCAGGUGCGUCAUGGGAAAGACCUUCUCCGUGACGAUGACCUCGGCUCCCUGUGACUGCACAGAGGCUGACUUUGAGUGUGAUUAUGGCUACGAGAGAAGGACUGAUGGGAAGUGCAGCCCCGCCUUUUGGUUCCAUCCAUCUGCGAUGUCCCGGAGCUGCACAACAGGAAUGACUUUUCUCAACAGCACCGGUUACAGGAAAGUGGUGUCUAAUAACUGCACAGCUGGAGUGAUUGCAGAGUACACGGCCAGGCGACAGCACUGUCCCAUCCAGGCUCCAAAAGGUCUCCACCUGGUCACCAGUGAGGGCAGGCUGACAGCUACACUGGGAACCAAUGUCACCUUCCUUGUUUUCCUCGAGGAGGGAGACGGAGCGAGGACAAGCAUCACUUUGGACUUUGGAGACGGCCACGCCCUGACAUACUCCAACGUCAGCUCCAUCGAGGAUGGCAUCAAACAUAUUUACAAAUCCGUGGGGAUCUACAGGGUGACGGCCACUGGGGAGAACAGCCUUGGCUCUGAGACCGCCACGCUCUUUCUGCACGUCACAUGUCAGCUGGAGCAUAUCCAUCUCUCUGCUCCCUUUGUGGCGGUGAAGAACAAGGAAGUGAACCUGACCGCCGUUCUGCAUCCCAGCCAAGUGGGAACGGUCACCUACAUCUGGUGGAUCGGAAAUAACACAGAGCAGCCAGUUAUCACCCUGGAGGGGAGUGUGGCGUGCACAUUCCCCAGGGAGGGGAUCAAUACAGUCACGGUGCAGGUGGCCGCUGGGAAUACAAUCCUCCAGGACAGAAAGACUAUCGCUGUCCAUGAAUACUUCAGAUCCCAUCUGCUCGCCUUCUCAUCCAACCUGGACGACCACAACCCGGACGUUGCUGAGUGGCGGCUGGAUGUAAGCCGGGUCAUCAGGAAGUCUCUCAUCCAGGCUACAGGCGUGCGAGAGGAUCUGCUCCUGGUCACCGUCCUCCCAGGUUUACCCACAGCCGCCGAGUUCUUCCUCCUGCCUGACAAGCAGCUCACCGAGGGCAAACCAGAGAAGAGCUCAGCUCAUUUAGAUCAGCUCUCAGAGCUUCUGCUGAAUGCCUUAAACCAAAACCUGGUCCAGUUCACGUUGCGGCCGGGAGUCCAGGUCACCGUGUACGCUGCUCACCUGUCGGCAGCGCCCCUGGUGGACACCAGCGAGAACCACAGUGGCUCCGCCAUGCUAAUGCUGCUCUCUGUAGUGGUUGCGGGUUUAGCUGUGUUUGUCAUCUACAAGUUUAAAAGGAAGAUCCCAGGCCUCAACGUCUAUGCGCAGAUGCAGAACGACAAAGAACCAGAAAUGAUGAGUCCAGCCAAUCCCUCGGAGGCCACGCCCAGCUCACAGCAGGAUUUGGUGCCUUCUCUGGAGAUUCUGGACACCGAGUUUAACUCGCGGCCCAUCGUGAAGUGGUCCAGACUGCAGGAGAACUAAACAUAAAAAGUACAGUGGGCUCUCUGUGGAUGUAUGAAACCUCAUGUACAUGUGAAAUUCUCCACAGAUCUCCCCACAUACAUCGUCUGAACUCUUGGACUGGGUUAAACUCCAGCUUUCAUCGUGGAUCAUGGAUUUAUUUGGGAUUUUUUUUCUUUGCCAUUUGCGACACAAUGGUUUGGAGCUUUAUACCUGUGCAUGUUGGAACCGGCUGACACGUACUGUGCUCUGCUGAAAGCAGAAGAAACUGUGUACAGGUUGUUAUUUUUCUCUUUCUUUUUCUUUUCUUCAGCUGCAUCUUUUAAAAGAAACUAUUUGAGACUUGAGUUUGUUUGUGCGAGUCGAGCAUGAACGAGUCGGACGGAAACGACGUGAGGACCUGUAAAGUUUUUGGAUUUUCUCUCCCAUCCCGGAUCGAUUUGCUGUUUUAAUGAUGCAAACAGCGGCCAAUGUAUUAUUUAUUCAUUAUAAAAUACUUUUAUGAAGUCCUAUAUGGAAGUGAAUUACACAUUUAUUUUGUAAAUCAUGAAUGUCUAUGUUAGAACUCUGUGUAUUUUAAUAACAAAUAUACUAAAAAGAGACGCUGUUAUAAAAUAUGAGUGAGCUAUUCGUCCUCAAGAAGCUGAUAUAUAUGGCACAAAGGAGGUUUUCUAUUGAAAUAUUCAGCUUUUAUUUUGGAUUUCAACAACUUUUAGUUUUCAGGAUUCAUUUAAAGCUUUGUGUUUAAUUCCUCUGCUAAUAUUUAUGAUACCUGCCGGUUAAAAAAA